AGGUGUAUUUCUACACAUAGUGGCAGACACGCUUGGAAGUAUUGGUGUAAUCAUAUCUGCUAUAUUGAUGCAGAACUAUGGUCUAAUGAUAGCAGAUCCUAUUUGUUCAAUGCUGAUAGCACUACUUAUAGGUGUAAGUAUUGUUCCACUUCUAAAAGAAUCCAUUGGGAUUUUGAUGCAGCGAACUCCUCCUUCCCUGGAAAACGCCCUGCCUCAGUGCUACCAGAGGGUGCAGCAGUUGCAAGGAGUGUACAGUUUACAUGAUCCACAUUUCUGGACCCUCUGUACUGAUGUUUACAUAGGGACUUUGAAAUUAUUAGUAGCUCCUGAUGCUGAUGGAAGAUGGAUUCUAAGCCAGACUCACAAUAUUUUUACUCAGGCGGGAGUGAGACAGCUUUACAUACAGAUUGAUGUUGCAGCCAUGUAGUGAAUUUCUGGAAUUGUGCUGUUGGACCAAAGUUUUCAGUACUGUACUGGUAUAACAACACACUUCUCGAGACAGAGCCUCCUCCUCUGCUGUUCUGGAACCAACUGAAGGAUUUCUGCCCUUGGGCUAUCCAUGGAGUUCACUUCUAAGGAGUAAAUAUUGAAUGAAUGUUAUGGACUUUGGGUCUUGGGUUUUUUGGGGCCCCU
Molecule: messenger RNA, 633 nt
Organism: Acanthisitta chloris (rifleman)
Lineage: Eukaryota; Metazoa; Chordata; Aves; Passeriformes; Acanthisittidae
Product: zinc transporter 7
Exons: 4
Coding region: 68-427 (119 amino acids)
Biological process (GO): zinc ion transport; intracellular zinc ion homeostasis
Cellular component (GO): Golgi apparatus
Molecular function (GO): zinc ion transmembrane transporter activity
Source: RefSeq, a predicted model, not a curated record